Molecule: messenger RNA, 2895 nt
Organism: Adineta ricciae
Lineage: Eukaryota; Metazoa; Rotifera; Eurotatoria; Adinetida; Adinetidae
Source: the annotation of a GenBank genome assembly
AUGAAUUUAUCUGAGACUAGUACAAGUGGAAAACCAAAUCUCAAUCUAGACGAAUCAAAAAUUCUUGAUAUAUACGAAGAAAUUGAAAAUCUUCGAGUUCAAUUAAUACGUCGAAAUAAGAAAUCUGCCAAUGUUUCGUCCUCUCAAUGGCAUAUAGCUAACAAACUUCGAACUGAUCCAGAACAAUUACAAGCAUUUUCCACUGAGCUUAGACAAGAGUAUCAACGUGUGUUUUCACUUACAUGUGAGGCGAAUAUCAUAUCGACUGAAAUGCAACGGCACGUCAUUUAUACCGUUACCCUACAAACACCUGUUUCAUAUUUAAAACCAAACGAACGCACAGUUAAUUGUAUAUGUGUACCAGCAGUUCAAGUCAAUCGGUCGGGAUCGACACCACAGAUAUGGAACACGGAGAAAUUCGAGUAUAAAUUGAGUGAAAUGAAAAAAACGUAUCAACGUUGGAAGAUAUCAGAGAAUAAAAAUGAAUUGUUGAAGGAACACAAUCCGUUUUACGAAGACGAAUUGGAGACAUUAAUCGGAGUUGCAAAUAUUUAUUUAAGAGCUUUAUUUUACAGUUCGAAACUAGAUUAUAUUGUACCCAUCAUCAACGACAAAGGCGAAAUAUCUGGCUCACUUUAUGUAACUCUUGAGCAAAUAGGAUCACCAAUAUUGAAAGAACAGAGCGAUUUACAAAUCAAUAGUGCAACACGGAGUAGCAUCAGUGAGUGGAUUAGUAUCGAUGGCGAAGAACAAAGUCUGAAUACGAAUCAUAGCGCAAGUCAGCAGAGUUUCGAAGAUGAAGGUAUUGAAGAAUCGUUCGGACUUUUCGAUUGUAAAAAGAAUAAAACAAUCAUAAAAUUUGCGAUAAAAGAAGCACGAAAUUUGCCUGAAAUCGACUGUGAAAGUAUAGUAUGCCGGUACAUUUUCAUUAAUCCGAAACUAGAUAAAACAGCUGUUUCGACUAAACCUGCAGAUAAUGAGCGUCACUUUUCGUUUGAUCAUAAAGAGGAAUUCACAUUUCGUUUAACGGAUACUUUUCGAGCUACAUGUGUAGAGAAUUCGAUUCCUGUGGAAAUCUGGUCGCAGUCAAGCACAAAGACAGUGUCGAAAGAUAUUCCAGAUACAGAAGAAGACAACGAACAACUUACAAAAGUUCGUGAAAUAAGUAAAUGUUGGAAGAAUGUCAAACGGCACAUACAACUUAGUGUCGGGAUUCAAGAAUUGGAUGAAACGGGAGAAUGGAAACCUGUACUAGUUUAUGCUGACGACAGAGUUCCUAGUGGUGGUAUCUAUCAAUUGAAGCACGGUCAAUCCAAACGCGUAGUAGUUCAAGCACGAAUACUUCCGCGAUCCGAUGCUUUGCCAUUCCAUAUCGAUACGAUACGAUCGAUUGAUAUUGGUUCGGUAAACGCACGAAAACUAGAUGCACCAGUUCAACUCGAUUCAUAUCAAGACCAUGAUUUACAAUCAUUAAAAGAACAAUGGUUAAAUUUAAUCGAGAAACGGAAAAGUGGUGUAGAAACUAAAUUGCGAUCUUUACAUCAUCAAACAAAUAAAAGUGAACAUGAGAUUCAAAAAGAAAAUAUGCUUCUUGAAGAAAUUCGACAACUUGCUCAAGAACAAGAUAUCGCUGUGCUUCCACCACCAGCAACUGGAAUUCCAGGCUCUCCAGCUGAUUGGGAUCCACCCGAAACCGUCGAACUUCAUCGUCCACUGAUUUUUCUUGAUUUGGAUCCAUUUCGAAUCAAAUCCACAAAGGAUCGCGCGGGUACAGAAACGCUCUUAGCUGAAGAAGAUCCAUCGUCGAUGAUUCAAUUAUCCUUAAUUCAAAAUAUGUCCGAUGAGGUUCCUGCCAUAGCUCUAUGGAAUCCUUCGAGACAUAUUUUAUCAUCAAUAGAUCAAGUGACGGCAAAUGGCACAUUGAUCUAUCUGAUUGUGAAAGUGAUCGUAAUCAUCAGUGAACCUGCUCAUAUGGAAAUCGUUCUACGCAAGCGAAUUGCUGUGACCAUGAACAAAAAUGAUGGAUGGUGGUCUAAGAAACUUGUCAAGAGUUUUCUCGGCUAUGAAACCUAUUCACGAACCAGUGUUGUUUAUGAAAUCGUAUCGAACAUACCGAAGAGUCUCUAUGGUGCUGAGGAUCAAACCCAAGCUAGUUUCGAUUGUAUUUCGGAUGAAAAUAUUUCAAAACAUAUUCGUAAUGCAUUCGCAAUAGACUCUCUCUUACUUCUUGACAAACUAAGACAAGAAGUUCUGUUAGCUGAAAAAUCUUUGAAACAACAAACAGUCGCUAAGUCAACCAGUGCGCCCAACAUCACAAUAUACAACCAACAACCGGUUCGUAUAAAUGAGCCUUUCCUGAACAUUUCUCUACUCUCUAUCAAACAGGACGUUUCCAAACCAACAGUGUUGCCUAGUGAAGAGGACAAAUCGUCUGAUCCUAUUCCAAAUAAAAUAUUUGUUCCGGAAGAACAAGUGCCAUCUCUACAAAUACCAUCUGUUGUUAUCGAAUGCGUAUGCGAACCAGUGAAAGUCGAAAUGAAUGUAGAGGGCCAAAAUAUUCCAAUGGAGAUCUGCGAUCCUAAGCUGAAACAACCUGGCUCGAUGUCAUCAAGUCUAUCCGCUGAAUCGUUCCCGACGUCUAAUUAUGACGAUACACCGGGAUGUUUUUCCGUUGGAGAUCAAGUCAUCGUCAAUACGGGCCAUUCGAUAGUUUCGAAAAAAGGAACCAUACGGUUUAUUGGUGAAAUCGAUGGAAAAAAAGGAAUUUGGUUUGGAGUUGAACUUCAAGAACCGUUUGGCAAAAAUAAUGGUACUGUUAAUCAACAUGCUUAUUUCAAAUGUGCUCCCGCGCAUGGCGCAUUUGUUCGUAAAGAUAAACUUCAAGUUAUCACUUAA